Molecule: messenger RNA, 1749 nt
Organism: Cryptotermes secundus
Lineage: Eukaryota; Metazoa; Arthropoda; Insecta; Blattodea; Kalotermitidae
Product: serine hydroxymethyltransferase, mitochondrial-like
Exons: 5
Coding region: 1064-1744 (226 amino acids)
Biological process (GO): L-serine catabolic process; tetrahydrofolate interconversion; folic acid metabolic process
Cellular component (GO): mitochondrial inner membrane; cytosol; nucleus
Molecular function (GO): mRNA 5'-UTR binding; cobalt ion binding; glycine hydroxymethyltransferase activity
Source: RefSeq, a predicted model, not a curated record
ACUGACUGCAAAAUAAUAUGUGUGUCUACAAUGCAGAACGGUUAUGCUGGUAGGACAAACAGGAGAAGUAUGAGUUUUAUGUGUUCGCUGCAGCGGGAACGUUUCUAGCGAGUCGUUGCUAAGAAACUUGGUGGCGGGGGGCAGGGGGAAUACAUACAGGCACACAGACUGAAGGAGGGGAUUUAUGAGUAUGCCGUUGACAUGAGCUUAGGUGCCAUGAUAUACAUACUGGAUUCAAUGAAGUUUGGCUCAGGCAUUCAGAAGUUUAUGGAGGGGAGGGGUAAUUCACAGACAGCAUGAUGAUCUCAUAAGCCGACUUUUAUUUUUACAAAGUAAGGAAAGUAUGAUAAAAAUCAGAGAAGGACGCCGUCUCACAAACUAAAUUAGUGCAGUUUAUAUCGCUCUAAGAGCAACAGCACAAAAUGAAGAAUUUGAUAAAUGUCCAAAAAUUUCACACGGUUCACCAGGAGGUACUGAAACAUUGAAGUUGGCGGAGUAGUAAGUUGCGUCCGAUGCUAAUUUUACGCUACAUAGGAAUAUGACCCGAAAAUGGCAUGAGAGAUAAUGAAGUAAACCACAAAAAUAGCGAUACUAUAGCGACUCAAACGUCAUACCAUACGUAAUAUGGGGAGGGUAUAUUAAGUUUGAUGUAGAUUUUAGUUUUGAUUAAAUGCUACUUAUAAUAAACUCGCCCGAUGUUUCACAUGGACCGCGAAAAGAGUCGAGCACGGAUUUCGAAUUCUGUGGCUUCAAAAAAAAUUAUCCUUCGGUUUCAGAUACGGAUUAUUUCGCCAAAACGGCAUAUUUUCAUGCAAUUCUGGCAAUCCAGAAGCUUGACUUGAAGCCUGCAUUUCGUGAUCCCAGGAGAAUGUGAUUUACAAUGUACUGUUGCCUUAUAUUGGCUAUACUGGUUGACCUCAAAGUAAUCUAAGAUCGAAGGGCAGUAUGUUUAUUUAUAUCGUUGUUGAUAACACAUUUAUAACUUUAUUCCAAACUGUGAAUUCAGCUAUUGUUCUACUGAAAUACAUACUUCAUCAGCACGUACUGUUAGCCACGUUUCACCAUGUUCACGCUAAUGCCACAUGUGUUGCCAAAUAUUCGACACGGAGGCAGGAGGGUCGUCCUGUUACAGUGCCUGAUGUCCAGGUGGACUGGACAGGAGACCCUCAAGCAAGAUGAUCCAGAAAUGUGGGAUUUGAUUUGUGAGGAGAAAGUAAGACAGAAGUCAGGACUGGAGCUUAUUGCAUCUGAGAAUUUCGCCAGCCGAGCAGUGCUGGAUGCUCUUGGUUCCUGUCUCAACAACAAAUAUUCUGAAGGGUACCCUGGACAGAGGUACUAUGGUGGUACAGAGGUAAUUGACAAGAUUGAGUUGCUAUGCCAGAAGCGGGCUCUUGAAGCAUUCAAGCUCAGCUCUUCUGAAUGGGGUGUGAAUGUUCAGCCAUACUCAGGUUCCCCAGCCAACUUUGCAGCAUAUUCUGCGCUUCUGAAACCACAUGAUCGCAUUAUGGGGCUGGACUUGCCACAUGGAGGACACCUCACCCAUGGCUUCAUGACUGACACAAAGCGAGUCUCUGCGACAUCAUUAUUCUUUGAGUCAAUGCCAUAUCGCCUUGAUGUCAACACUGGACUCAUUGACUAUGACGCACUUCAAAAGACUGCGGUACUGUUCCGCCCACAGCUGAUAAUUGCUGGGACGUCAGCAUAUUCCAGACUCCUGGACUACAAGCGGUUCAGAGAGGUAUAACGUGG